UCCAAACCGCGCCCUUUGCGUUGCGCUGUGUUUGUGAAAGCGAACUCGCAUUUCCUCCCAGGUCUUCUCCCGGCCGCCCAUGAACGCAGCGGUAAUCCGACCCCGCCCCCUCGCUUCCUGCGCUCGCGCCGCCACUUGAACUGUAAACUUCGCUCGAGACCCUCGACAGACGGAGGACGUCACUCCUGCUCUGUGGUUCCUCGGAUCGGUUGGUUUCCAUGGAGUCGGUGAACGAGUGGAGUCCGCGGCAGGUGUCGGCCUGGCUGACAGGUCUGGACGACUGUCUGCACCAGUACAUCCAGAGCUUCCAGAGGCAGCAGGUGAAUGGAGAGCAGCUACUCCGCCUGAGCCACCAGGAGCUUCUGAGCCUGGGCCUGACCCGGGUGGGGCACCAGGAGUUGAUGCUGGAGGCUGUGGAUCUGCUGUGCGCGCUGAACUCGGGCGUGAAGUCAGAGCAGCUGAGGAGCGUGGUGGCCAAGAUGCGAGCGGCGCACCGUGGCCUGAGCGCUGCCGUGUCCCAGCGACGGAAGAACCCGGAGCCUCAUGUCACCCACCGGCCCUCCAACCAGUUCCUGACCGCCGUAGUGGAGCUCAUCGCCGCGGCCAAGAGCCUGCUGGCCUGGAUGGACAGAUGCACAGCAGCCAGCAGCGACAGUGUGAGUGACUCCAAGAGCAGGAUCGUCCGUCUGUGUCUGGAACUGACCUCUACCGUCCAGAAGGACUGCAGCAGCAUGUGCCACAUGGAGGAGAAGAUUCUGGAAGUGUCUCAGGCUCUGAGUGGUGAAUGUGACCAGACACUCCAGAUGACCUCUGACCCCGGCGAAAGUGAGGCAGCCGUUUUGGAGGAAGUUCACAUCACCGACGUGCGACCAGGACAGGGGCUGGUGAGACCCCCCCUUCCUCGUCCGUGUGCACUCCUCUUCUCCAUGUUGGUCUCUUCUUCUCAGGGUAUCUACAUCAAGUCCACGUACAACGGACUCCACAUCAUCACAGGGACAACUGAGAACUCUCCAGCUGAUCAGACUGGCAGGAUUCACGCGGGCGACGAGGUGGUGCAGGUCAACUGUCAGACGGUGGUGGGCUGGCAGCUGCGGCACCUGGUGGCGACGCUGAGGGCUGGGUCUGGAGGCGUCACGCUGCUGCUGAAGAAGAGACCUGCUGGGACCUUCCAGCCCGCUCCCCUCAGGAACCUGCGCUGGAGACCGGCCCAGGUGAGCCCGGCUGCCUCGCCCACAUACUCCCACCGCCGCUGUCCACAGACCGUCCAGGGCCUGCAGCUGGACUCGUCCCUCCCCCCUCCGCUUCAGGACGCUAACGCGAGGCACCGACAGGCUAAAGACCGCGGGACUUCAGAUGAGCUGAGGGAGGUUCGGCUGCGACCUCUGACCUCUGCUCGCUCCAGACCCCGGCCUGUCUCCAUGCCUGUCGAACCCGUGUCCGGUGUGCUUCAGCUCGCAGGACGCCGAGCAGUGCCAGGGCAUCGAGGACAGGAAGUGCUGCGCAGACACCUGAGCAACGAUGGCAUCAGCGCCAUCGCAGAGGAGGCGCCGUGCUUCCCGCCGCCGCAUCGUGGUGCCCUGUCCGUCCGUGGGGUCGACCACAUCAGAGGCAGCCGGUGCUUAGUCAGCACCGACCUGAACCAUGGCGUUGCAGCGGCACCCAAGGAGGCCACACCCCCUGCGGCUCGGCCCAACAGCAAAAACAAGUCGCUGCUGGGUAGCUGGUUCUCGCGCCUGCGACUUCUCAGCCACUGAGGCAGCAUCUGACGGGGGCCAGCUUCCUCAUAGGGACCACGUCCCCGAAACCUGCCACACAUCAGUUGCCUACAUGCAUGAUGGUGGACCUGCUGUGGAUCCCGCAGCCUGAUGUGCAGGCUAACACUUCACAAGUGACAUCCCUGAGCGGAGACGCAAACGUUCCACACAAGUCACUGCAGAGGAACGAGCCGCUGAAAUAUGUGGCAGUUGAAAUAAACGUUGGAAUGUCAAGUGCUGCUUCGGUCAUUUCCUCACCUAACGUCCAACCAAGCGCUGACGCGCCUCAUCUCUCUGGGUUGCCUGCAGUGACGAUCCUAUCCUGCAGUGGCCCUCACCACCUGCCCAUCAUCAUGGUUGAGGAUGGGCGGAGCCGGGCACAGGCACCGCAGGACCGGACCGGUGCCAAAGGGUCACACAUGCGCCUCGUGACUUCCACCACCUGCUCUUCACUGCCCCUGGCGGCCCUCACACAGAAGACGAAUGGAAACGGAUGAACUGUAAAGAACUUUAUUUUGUCUCCUGGGUUCACAGCUGGAAGUCAGGGAAUUCAAACACCACAUCUUUGCCUGUGAGCUUCUUGUAGACGCCAGAGAACGUCUCCACCUGGUGGACAAACAAGGAAGCGUCAAGCACAGUUCUGGAGCAGCAGGGGGUGUCUCCCGCAUGGUUUGACUCCUCAGACACAGGAUUCUGGGAAGUUGUAGGAAUAUACAGGAGGCCCUUUCCUCUCUGGCAGGAGCCAGGGGGCAGGGCUUAGUGUGCGACAGCGUGGAACGGGACUGUACGUCUCAGCUCAGGGCUACGCUCCCAUACGCCACUGGGGCAGAACCAGAACCUGGAGCUGCUCCUGUCGCAGAGCGAGUGUGUGUGUGUGUGUGUGUGUGUGUGUGUGUGUGUGUGUGUGUGUGUGUGUGUGCGUGCACUCACUUUGUGUUCCACGUUGUUCUGCUGGGCCUUGUCCAAGUGGACCUUAAUGAGGCGGCUGCUGUCCAGUUUCACCCGGAUCCUCUUUCCUACAAUCUCAC
This is a messenger RNA of Synchiropus splendidus (mandarinfish), 2782 nucleotides long. RefSeq names its product cnksr family member 3 (gene cnksr3). Gene Ontology annotation, molecular function: protein binding. The record is from RefSeq and is a predicted model, not a curated record. Gene Ontology annotation, biological process: regulation of signal transduction. The transcript is spliced from 11 exons. Gene Ontology annotation, cellular component: membrane; cytoplasm. Lineage: Eukaryota; Metazoa; Chordata; Actinopteri; Syngnathiformes; Callionymidae. The coding region runs from base 219 to 1754 and encodes 511 amino acids.